UUAAGGAUUUCGAGAUCAGCAAGAAAAUGCUGACCAACAUACACUAUAAAGAUGAUAUGAUUUACAUCACAUACUUAACGCGUAUAAUUUUAAACUGUCUUGGGGUUUGGCCGUCUGUCGGCAGAAGAAGAACUACCAGCGAAAAAAUAUGGAAAUACUUCUUAAUCACGAUCUCUUAUACUCUUCUUUACUUCGUUCUGCUCCCCGGUGGCCUUUUCUGGUUUGUCGAGAAGAGAACGCGUGUCAGGAUUCGUACAAUCCCUCUGCUUUUGUACAGCUUAAUGGCCAGCGGUAAAUACAUUAGUCUCAUAUUUCGUGAAAAACAUAUCAGACGCUGUUUAAGACAUAUCGAGGAAGAUUGGAAGAUCGUUCCUAGCGCGGAAGCGCGGGACAUGAUGCUCGAAUCCGCGAAGAUCGGAAGACGCCUGGUAACACUUUGCGCGAUCUUCAUGUACGGCAACGGGGUCACUUUUCGAUCGAUCCUGCCGUUCGCCAAGGGAAAGAUCGUCAAUGCGCAAAACGUCACGAUCAAGCCGCUACCCUCUCCAGCUUACUUCUUUUCUUUAGACGUACAAGCCAGUCCUACUUACGAGAUGAUUUUUGUAAUGCAGAUUUUAUCUGGGUUAGUUACAUACUCGAUAACAACAGGUUUAUGCGGCCUCGCGGCCGUCUUUGCGAUGCACGCUUGUGGCCAAUUAAAAAUUCUAAUGAAUCUUAUGACAAAUCUUGUUGAGAAACAGUGGCAGGAAAAACGAGAAGUGGACAGAAGAAUGGCUAGAAUGGUUGAACAUCAAAUAAGAAUACGUAGUUUUUUGCAAUUGGUAGAAAAUACUCUACAACAAGCGUGUCUAAUAGAGUUAUUAGGAUGUACGGUGAUAGUCUGCCUUCUAGGAUAUUUUAUAAUAAUGGAAUGGGAGAAUAGUAAUCCGAUAGCUAUGUGCUCUUAUUUUGUAGCACUUAUAUCUCUGAUGAUAAAUAUGUUCAUGUUUUGUUACACCGGUGAACAACUCACCGUUCAAGCGGAGAGAGUAGCUAUUACAUCUUGCGAGCUGGAGUGGUAUCGUCUUCCAGAAAAGAAAGCGCGAGGGAUCGUACUAGUGAUAAUCAUGUCAAAUUUGCCCAUCAGGAUCACCGCUGGGAAAAUAAUGGAUUUGUCACUCAAGACGUACGGCGAUGUUGUGAAGACAGCUGUGACAUAUUUUAAUAUGCUUUUAAAUAUGAUCGAUUAAAUACAAUUCCUGCAAUACAAUAUCUUUCUU
This is a messenger RNA of Pogonomyrmex barbatus (red harvester ant), 1259 nucleotides long. RefSeq names its product 4-vinylanisole receptor-like. Lineage: Eukaryota; Metazoa; Arthropoda; Insecta; Hymenoptera; Formicidae. Gene Ontology annotation, cellular component: plasma membrane. Gene Ontology annotation, biological process: detection of chemical stimulus involved in sensory perception of smell; sensory perception of smell. Gene Ontology annotation, molecular function: olfactory receptor activity; odorant binding. The record is from RefSeq and is a predicted model, not a curated record.